Molecule: messenger RNA, 6945 nt
Organism: Onychostruthus taczanowskii (white-rumped snowfinch)
Lineage: Eukaryota; Metazoa; Chordata; Aves; Passeriformes; Passeridae
Gene: DGCR8
Product: DGCR8 microprocessor complex subunit
Exons: 14
Coding region: 878-3205 (775 amino acids)
Biological process (GO): primary miRNA processing
Cellular component (GO): microprocessor complex
Molecular function (GO): primary miRNA binding; double-stranded RNA binding; heme binding
Source: RefSeq, a predicted model, not a curated record
CGGGCCCCGCGGGGUGGCGGGCAGGGCGGGCCUGCGCGGGCACCAAUCCCUCCGCCCCACAGGCCGCAGCGCCGGCGGGCCCGCCGCGCUCUUGCCGCCUGCCCGGAGCGGCCCCCGGGCGCGGAGCCCAGGGGAGCCUCUCCCCGAGCACCGACAUCCCAGCGCGGGAAGGCGCCGCCCUGCCCGGCCGGUAUUGCCGUGCGGCGCUUCCCCUGCGCCCGGCCUGAGCGGCCUCUGUUCAGAGCCGGCGUUUUGUUUUGUUCAGGAUUUUUCUUUGGUUGUUUUGUGUUUUGGGGGACUGGUUUUUUUUUUUUUUUCGUUUCCCGCCUACCCCCAGCCACCUCCCUGGGAUUGCGUUCGGGAUUGUGUUCGGGAAGGAAACGCCAUGCGUGUGCCCUCGGCCCCUCCUGCUCCGGGGUGCUGGGGGUACCGGCUGCGGCUGUGCCUCGGCCCGGGUGUGCCCGGCCAAGGCGGGCCCGGCGGUUCGGCCGCACGCAGCCCUCGGCCCGCGGCCCGGAGCGCGUCUCGGUGCGCAGCAGAGUCGGGAAGAAAAGGCACCAACGCGUGUGCGGGCACUGUUUUAGUUCUGGUACAUUAAAGGUUGAAAGAAGAAAAGGAGACCAGCUUGUCCAGUGAAGAUGCACUCUUAGUCUUCAGCUAUUUAAGCUGAAUGCAUUGUGAUUUCCAAUAAUUGAGACAGUGAUUCUGAAAGCUGUCUACAUUAAUGAAAAGAACAAUGUAGUCAGCUUAACUGAAUCAUCAGUGUUGCAUAUUGAAUAGGACAUGAUAAACCAAUCCUGAUGGACUUACGCAUGUUAGGAAAAUAGGGAUAAACAUUUCUUAAAGCAUUGUUUUUUUUAAAACAGUAGUUUUAAAAAUGGAGAACUAUGAAAAUGUACCACCCCUCCCUAAAGAACCUGCGAGAGAAAUGAAUGUGGAGAAUCACACUUGUCGGCCACCUCUGCCGCCCAACGAACAGCCUCCACCACCUCCCCUGCAAACGUCCAGUGACGCAGAGGUAAUGGACGUUGGCUCUGGUGGUGAUGGACAGUCAGAGACCCCUGCUGGGGACACGAACAGUCUCUGCAGAACACAGCUGCUCACAAAGGGAUCUGCCUGCUACAAAAGUCGUCUUAUCGUAGACCCCAACAGUAGUGACCAAAGCCCCAGAACCGCUCGCCACGCGCCGUCAGUUCGAAAGUUCACCCCAGAUCUUAAGUUACUGAAGGAUGUGAAGAUUAGUGUUAGCUUUACAGAAAGCUGCAAAAGCAAAGAUAGGAAAGUUCUGUACACUGGAGUUGAGCAGGAUUAUAAGGCAGAUACAGAGUUUGGUAUUAAUAAUGUCAAUGGGGAUUUGCAUGUUUGUCCUUUUGGUGGUAGUAAUGGUAAAGCUGCAGGGAUAGGGGGUGAAAGUGAUGACAAGAAGGAUGAUGAAAAUGAUAUUGAUCAGGAAAAGAGAGUGGAAUUUGCAGUUCUGGAUGAGCUAGAAGACUUUACCGACAAUUUGAUGGAAAUAGAUGAAGAAGGAGGAGGGUUCACAUCUAAAGCAAUCGUUCAAAGAGAUAAAGUGGAUGAAGAAACCUUGAAUUUCUCCUAUGAGGAUGACUUUGAUAAUGAUGUGGAUGCUCUGCUGGAGGAGGGUCUUCGAGCACCCAAAACAAGGAGACUAGAUAAUGAGAAAUACGGUGGUGAAAGUGAUCACCAGUCUGAUGGAGAGACAAGCGUGCAGCCCAUGAUGACCAAAAUCAAAACUGUACUGAAGAGUCGUGGCCGCCCUCCUACAGAACCUUUGCCAGAUGGAUGGAUCAUGACAUUCCAUAAUUCAGGCAUUCCUGUAUAUCUGCACAGAGAAUCUAGAGUUGUUACCUGGUCUAGACCUUAUUUUUUGGGAACAGGAAGCAUAAGGAAACAUGAUCCUCCCCUUAGUAGCAUUCCUUGCUUUCAUUACAAAAAAAUGAAGGAAAAUGAGGAAAGGGAACAAAACAAUGACAUAACCCCAAAUGGGGAAGUAUCACCUGUAAAGCAUCUAGAUAAAUCCUCAGAACUGGACUGCCAAACAGAAGAACCAGAUUCCACUGCUGCUGAUUCUGGGCCUUUAGAUGACAAAGACCCUUCUGGGGGAGAUGCAGCACAAGGAGCUUUGGGACAAGUUAAGGCCAAAGUUGAAGUGUGUAAAGAUGAAUCUGUAGAUCUGGAAGAUUUUAGACGCUAUCUGGAGAAGCGUUUUGACUUUGAACAAGUGACUGUAAAGAAGUUCCGGACGUGGGCCGAGCGACGCCAGUUCAACCGCGAGAUGAAGCGGAAGCAGGCGGAGUCCGAGCGGCCCAUCCUGCCGGCCAACCAGAAACUCAUCACCCUGUCUGUGCAGGAUGCACCUAUAAAGAAAGAGUUUGUCAUUAAUCCCAAUGGGAAGUCUGAAGUUUGCAUCUUGCAUGAAUAUAUGCAACGAGUCCUAAAGGUUCGCCCUGUUUACAAUUUCUUUGAAUGUGAGAACCCAAGUGAACCUUUUGGAGCCUCAGUGAUUAUUGAUGGAGUAACCUAUGGGGCAGGAACUGCCAGCAGCAAAAAACUUGCCAAGAAUAAAGCUGCUCGAGCUACACUGGAAAUCCUUAUUCCUGACUUUGUUAAACAGACCUCUGAGGAGAAGCCCAAAGACAGUCAAGAACUUGAGUAUUUUAACCAUAUCAGUAUUGAGGACUCACGGGUAUAUGAACUCACCAGUAAAGCUGGGCUCCUGUCUCCAUAUCAGAUUCUCCAUGAGUGCCUUAAAAGAAACCACGGAAUGGGUGAUACAUCCAUAAAGUUUGAAGUGAUUCCUGGGAAAAAUCAGAAGAGUGAAUAUGUCAUGACUUGUGGCAAGCACACAGUGCGAGGCUGGUGCAAAAAUAAAAGAGUAGGGAAGCAAUUGGCUUCUCAGAAAAUCCUUCAGCUACUGCAUCCACAUGUGAAAAAUUGGGGCUCUCUCUUGCGAAUGUACGGCAGAGAGAAUAGCAAGCUGGUUAAACAGGAAACCUCUGAUAGAAGUGUGAUAGAACUUCAGCAGUAUGCCAAAAAGAACAAGCCAAAUCUGCAUAUCCUGAACAAGUUACAGGAAGAAAUGAAGAAACUGGCCCAGGAAAGAGAGGAAACCCGAAAGAAACCCAAGAUGACAAUAGUGGAAUCAGCUCAACCUGGUAGUGAACCUCUCUGUACUGUUGAUGUUUAAUGAGAAAACGUGCAAGUGGGGAGCAAUAACACAAAUGGAGGAACUAGAUUUUCAACAAUUAUUUAAAAAUUGUUUGCUGCAGAAUGCAAGAUAACUUUUAAAAUCCAAGCUGCUUCAGUUAUGCAUUGUUCGUUUUGCAUCAUCAGGGCAAUAUUACUUUUUCCUAGUUUCUUUUUCUUGGUUUUUUUUUUUUCCUUGUUUAAUACCUCUGAGAUAUGUACGUUUAAAGAAUUGAUCAUAAAGAUCUCUACUGGGGCAAAUGCACAGAGGACAGGCAUGUUCACACAGGAUAAAACCAAUCAAGCACUUUCUCCUGGAAAGCCAUCCAUGUUGUUUGAAAUGGAUGUAUUUUAAGUAUGAAAAUCAGAAUAUCUAUGUACAGGUUGAAGCUGAUAUUAUAUAUAUACACAUUCAUAUAUAUGUAUAUAUAAAAGAAGUAUAUGUACAUCUUCUUGUAUGAACAUGCCUAAAACUAUUUUUGUGAAAAGUUGUGUUGCAUUUCAGCACAUAAUAAUAUGCACUGAUAAGACACUUUGGUGACAAAUACAGGAAAGUGAUGAGCAAUGUUUCUAAUGCCAUAGGAUUAGGCCAGUAAAGCUGUUUCUUUUUGUCUUGUUUCUUGUCUCCUGCCAGGCUUAGUUAUUUGAGAUUAGAGGAUGCAGAUUUUGUUAUUACUUGAAAAGAACAAGAAUACCUGGUAGUGUUAAGAGUAACAGGUUGGAGAUUCAAAAUUACUGAGGUUUAUUUUAAAUGAAAAGAGCCUGUGUUAGUUUACAGAUCAGUUGAACAGGGAAAAUAUGGCCCCACAUCUAUGAUUAAAAUAAAAACUGUAAUUUGAAAGGCUGUUUUCAAAGCUUGGAGCCAAAAUGCAGCUGAUGAUGGUUGAAAGUCUGAAGAUAUUUUGCCAAUGACUUUCCACUCCCUUUUCCCAGCAAUAAAACAAUUUCUCAUUUGUUUGGUGUCAGAUUGCAUCUGACUUGAUCAGUUAAGUCUUAAUUAAUUUGCACCAUAAAAGCAAAGACUUCAGAAAAAAAAAAUCAACACAACCCUUAAGUCCGACUGCAGCAAUUUAGAUUUUUUUAAGAAGUUUUUGUUUUUACUUUUUUAAUUACAUUUUUAGUUUUUAAAGAAAGUAUGUAACUUCUGCAAUGAAAAUUAGAAUGUAGAUUUGGAAUAUGACAUAGAGUAAUAAGUAGAAUGAGACCAUAACCGGUUAUACUCAGAAAAUCACAAAUAUGCAACUACUCUGAAAUACAAUCCUGGCAAACAGGCAGUACUCACUGUGUCAUCUGAGGCUUUACCAAGCCAAGCACAAAAGAAAUAGUGUGGCUGUGUGGAAGCACUGCUUCGUGGCUUUCGUUCUUCACACGGGGGUCACUGGGGGGCUGCAGGAAUCUUCUCCUGCAGCCAGUUUUGGUUUGCUCUUCAAGAAUAGAGCAAGAGCCAAGCUGGUGGCAGGGCUGCAGUCACUUAUCCAGGAGCUGCACUGCUCCAUUUUUACACUCCUCUGCUCCUGUUGGGAAUGAAAGGUCAGUUCUCUGUACCUGCUGCAGCUCCUGGUACUUAUAUUGACAGGGAUCUGGGGGCUUGAGGGGUUUUUUUUUGUUUUGUUUUUAAUCUGAUUUUGGUGUGGUUGUUUUUUAAUUUACCAUGUUACAUAGAGAGUGCUGCAGUAUAUUGAAUUUAGUGCCUACUGGAUUUGAAAAAUGUUGGCAUCAGUAUUGUAAGACCUCCUAUUAACAUCACACAUUACUUUGGAAAUAUGUGGAUUUUAAUUUAUAUUUCAAGCUAAUGUUCUCUAAUGUGUUGCAUGUAAUGUUAGAGGUUAAACAGGACGAGUCACGGAGUCUUACCUGUUUCUGAGUUUAAAUGAUACACUUGGAGGUCUCUGCAAAUAUAAUCAACCCAUUUUUUUAUUAUUAUAUUUAGUUUUUUAGUUCCAUGAGUUGUAAUCCUGAUACAACAGGAUACGGGUAGUUGGAAGACAAUAUAUAAACUAUUAUUUAAAGAAGUGGCCUGUCUUAAAAAAAAAAAGAAAAAAAAACCACAAAAAAACACUGCCUCUGCUUUUUUUUUUGUAUAGCUUUAAUAAAUCUCCAUCUUUUGAAGGGUAUAUAAUAUUGGUGCAGUAGUGACAAGCAGUGAUUGCUGUUUGUCUCUUUCCAUUGUUUUUAUUGGGACUUUUCUGUUUUCAUAAAGACAGGGCUUUUAUCUUCUAUGCCUAAAUGUAUUACUCUUAGAUAGCUUUUAUUUCAGCUUGUGUUUUCAGCAGAAAAAUCUGUACUUGGAUGGCACUGUAAAAGACAAAUCACCCUUGUAGAUCUUUUUAUUUUUCUGAAAUCAGAAUGUCAAUGCAUUUGCAGGUCACCUGCAGAAUAUCCAUAGAUGCCUCACUUACCAAUUUGUUUUCAUUAAUUUUAAGAGGAUUGCUGUAUUACCUCAGUCUGCCACUAUCAGAAUCACAAGGUGACCAUUGCCCUUAAUUAAAACAUCCAGAGAUUUCAUUGUGAACCAAAGCCUAGAACGUAUAUUAUGCAUUCUAAAGAAAAACAAACAUAAAAAGAUGGUAUUAGACCUUGCUGCAGCCUUUAACUGGAGAGAUGUCCAGAAAAUAGCGCAAUAACUGCUGGAACAAACAACGUAACUGCUGUUUGUGUCAUUGUGGAGUAUUCUUGUGUUUUAAUGUUUACUAUUGUUUGGAGUGUAACAGUCUUGCAUUUGCACAUGAGCACGAGCUGCUGUGAUAGAGGAUAGACCAUUGCAUUAACUUCAGCUUCUGCAUGAACACUUACAGUGUGAUUCAAGAUGUAUCCUAAACUUGUCUUGUAACUCUUGUGUGUUUUCUAGGUAAUCGGCUGUAAAGGUUUAGAUCUGAUUGUAUGAAUGCAUAAAACUGCUGCUUUUGUCACUGAUACUUGUUAUUUAUCCCUUCUGUAACCAGGGGAAGAUGGGUAUUUUUCUAGGGAUGGAGUGUAUUUUUAAGAACUGUUCCAUCCUUUGGGGAUUAGACAGAUUUUGCUUUGCAUAUUAUGUGCUUCUCGACAAAAGUGUGGUAUAUUGACUUUAAGGAUGAAAUUCGUGUGCAUUCAAAUCUUCAUGGUACUGACGGAAAACUUACUGUGACUAGUCAGAUGCUACCUACUGAAACACCAGGCAUCAGCUUUUCUGAACAUAUUUAUUAGACAAAACUGAAUUAGUUGGGUACUCAGAACUUUGGAAAGACUAUUAUGCAUAAACUUAACUGUUGUACGUAAACUUCCAUUCUCCUGUGAUGCUGUUAGGCUUUAUACAAAUAAUAUUUGUAACGUCCAAGUAUUUAAAAGCAUCAUGAUUAUCUUACUAAUUCACUAAACUGUACUUUGGUUCUGGAGUGAAAUUCAGGAAGUGAUAGCCUCCUAACUUUGUGGGAAGAAAGAAAUGUGACGUGCAAGAAGCCAUGCUGUUAUUAACCAAAUAAAAUUAUCAGUGACAGUAUUUCAAUGUGUAUCUGAGAACAUGGGAAACAAAACAAAGUUUAUCCUUAUUGCCCCAGCAGGUAACCAUGGUUGCUGUUUUGAGUUGUGUUGGGUGCAGUUGCUUGGUGCCAGUGCUGAAUUGGUACAACUAUAAAGCCUCAUUUUCACUGAGCCUCUGCUUGCUUUUUUUUCUGCACAAUCAUGUAAUCCUCUGUGUUCGGUCUUUGAGUACUACAUGUGUAUUUUUCAGACAAUUAGUUUCGAGCAAUAAAGUUUGAUAUUAUA